Messenger RNA from Chaetomium globosum CBS 148.51, 1050 nucleotides. RefSeq lists its product as uncharacterized. NCBI's taxonomy places the organism in Eukaryota, Fungi, Ascomycota, Sordariomycetes, Sordariales, Chaetomiaceae. The coding region runs from base 1 to 1050 and encodes 349 amino acids. The transcript has 4 exons. The record is from RefSeq and is a predicted model, not a curated record.
AUGCUACGCCCUAGGCCGUCGGUGAUCUCAUUAACUCGUGCAGACGUCACGGACGUUGUACACCGCCGUCGGUUUCGCAGAUACCUCGAAUGCGAUGAGGGCAAUGUUUGUGUCGACUUCGCCCCUGUCGAAAUAGAUACGACAUUCAAAUUAGACCGGCAUGCGACGCCCCCAUCGCGUACCGCCCAGCGUAAAACGACGCCGACAACGUACGACAACACGCAAAACAGUUCCCCUAUUAUAAAUGGCGGGGCCCACCACUGGGUAACGGAUGUGCCACUACUGCUGCUCUCUGAUAAGGAGACGGGGGAAGAUGUGUCCCCGCCGCACGAAGUAUCUGCUAGCCAGGUGCGUCGUUUAAGAACACGAGGCAAGUCGCAGCAAGGCUCGGAAUGGACACUGCAAUUAUGCCUGCGGCCCAAACCUGGCUUGCCUAAUGCUACGACUCCCGCUAAAGAUGAUGGCUCGACGGAUUCACAAGACUCGCGCGAGAAUCCGGCUCCCUUCUUGGAAGAUAGCACGGAUUUUAGGUUGAAGAGUGAUGCAGGCCCUUCCACUCCGCGGCGUGGGUUACCCCCAGGAUCACCCGGCAACCCCCCGACUGCUCCUAUUGCUUCCAGCCGAGUUUCGCGGCGAUCGUUUGACACCUCGGAUAUUCGUCGAGACGAUAGGAGCUCAUCCGAAAUAUCAUCGCCGUCCCCUACGUUUAUGAAUCGGGGGCGGCUCCGGAUCUACAACGACUUCCUACCAGUUUCGUCCCAGCCACAAACACCACAGAAUCUACCCCGGGCUCGCCGCCAGAAUCGCCUACAGGGAUCAUACACGGCGCCGGCCCGGCGUAUCUCGCCACAACCUGACCUAGCCACGGCGACGAUCCGUCCCCGGCGAACCCGGCAGCGAAGAAGGGAACCAAGCCCCCUAGGGCUACGAACAUCAAGACUUCCGGGCUCAGAUGCUGAUACGGAGAACAUGGACGACGCGGCAUUGCUUGAGGGGGUUGCGGGAGAUAUGGCGCGAAGCUGGGCAAGUCCAUCCCGGUCUAGCGACUGA